This is a messenger RNA of Zingiber officinale, 963 nucleotides long. RefSeq names its product 60S ribosomal protein L19-3-like. The record is from RefSeq and is a predicted model, not a curated record. The coding region runs from base 94 to 714 and encodes 206 amino acids. Gene Ontology annotation, cellular component: ribosome; cytosolic large ribosomal subunit. Lineage: Eukaryota; Viridiplantae; Streptophyta; Magnoliopsida; Zingiberales; Zingiberaceae. Gene Ontology annotation, molecular function: structural constituent of ribosome; RNA binding. Gene Ontology annotation, biological process: translation. The transcript has 5 exons.
GAAUGGACGAGCAUUUCAUCUACAAAUAGCCUCCGCCGCCGCCUUCUUCACGUUGUUCCUCUGUGCACGAGGAAAGCAAGGGGAGGUGGAUCGAUGGUGUCGCUCAAGCUUCAGAAGCGGCUCUCCGCUAGUGUCCUCAAGUGCGGCAGGGGGAAGGUCUGGCUCGAUCCCAAUGAGGUCAGCGAGAUCUCCAUGGCCAAUUCCCGCCAAAAUAUUAGGAAGCUCGUGAAAGAUGGUUUUAUCAUAAGGAAGCCAACCAAAAUUCAUUCACGUUCUCGUGCAAGGAGGGCCUUAGAGGCAAAGAGAAAAGGCCGACACUCUGGAUACGGUAAGCGCAGGGGUACAAGGGAAGCAAGGCUUCCCACAAAGGUACUUUGGAUGCGCAGGAUGCGAGUCUUGAGGCGCUUGUUGAAAAAGUACCGUGAAUCCAAGAAGAUCGACAAGCACAUGUACCACGAUAUGUACAUGAAAGUAAAAGGUAAUGUAUUUAAGAACAAACGGGUCCUCAUGGAAACUAUCCACAAAUCUAAAGCCGAAAAGGCCAGAGAGAAGACUUUGGCAGAUCAAUUUGAAGCUAAGCGAGCCAAGAGCAAGGCUAGCAGAGAAAGGAAGAUUGCUAGGAGGGAGGAACGCCUUGCUCAGGGUCCUGCAGAUCGCCCCGCCGCUGCACCUCCUGUUGCCCAAACAGAAGCUCCCAAGAAAGCUAAGAAGUAGAGUAUCGGUGGUUGCAGAAUAGGUUCACGGGGACGACGUAGUUCCUUACCUGCUCUUCAAGCAGUAACAUGUCGGGAAAACACUGUUAGAUUUUUUUUUAUUUGCUUCGAAAAUCCAUGUUUUGCUUCGGUGGACUUGAAACCAAUUUCUAUUUUCUAAUGCUGGUAUUGAAUUUUGGUUGAUUGACUGUGUCCUGUGGUUGCAGCCUUUAUAUUUGUACUUCAUUAUAACAAAUGUUCUGCCUUUGUA